CAUAAUUUUUUUUACGGGAUGGGACUUGGGAUCAAGAUGUUUUACAACGGGUACCCGUACUACCCGCACUCCUCCAUUCAUCGAUUCUUCUGCUACCUUGGCUCUCUCCUUCCAUUAACUCAAUCCCUGAAGAGAGAGGAAGAGCAUGUUGUCAUCCGGCGAUGCCAUUGGAGGAGAUGAAGAAAAUGGUAGUUGGGUAAAGGAUUCGAAGUCACGCAAGCUCAACUCCAGGAAUUCUGAUGCAGAUUUGAUGAAGGAGAAGUUCGCAAAAUUGUUGCCUGGAGGAGACAUGUCAGGUUCUGGGAGAGGGGUUUCCACAGCUAUGGCUAUCUCCAAUGUUAUUACCAAUUCCAAUAUCAGUGGUAAGGCUCUCUCCUUCUCCCAUGGUGUAUGUAAAUCUCAACUCAAUGUUGACAUAUGAUACGACUCCUUUUACGUGAGAUUUUCAUGGGUACCCGCGGGUACCCGUUAUCCGUCCCGUACGGGUAAUGGGUACCCGUUAACCCGUACGGGUUGGGACAUGGGAUGGAAUUUUCUCUUCAAAUGGGAUUGGGUACCCGUUUCAAACGGGACGGGUAUCCGGUCCCGUCCCGUUGCCCACCCCUAAUCGCAUCAGAUGCGCGCGGGGGCACUCGCCUGUUCUCCUAUGGAACACCACUGAGCGUCACAGCAUUGUGAUGACCGAGAUGCUCACCUCAAAGUUCUUGGCCACAACUUGAGGGUUAUUGGAUGUUGGACCUCAUGUCCUCGGCCUUAUCGGUCCAGUUCUCUCUCAUAGUCUGCUCCUCAGGGACAACCGCCCCAGCAGCAUAGGGUUCGCCCAUUUCUUCUUCGCUCUCAGACCCGUCAGCGAUAACAACCUUAUCCAAGUGCUUCUCCAUAGCAAGUAUUGGUUUGAGUGCUCAGAGCUGGCAACAAAUACGUUCAAUUUCUAAGUCUAAUAGAUGUAGAUCUCCCAACUAAAUAUGGGUCAUACAUUACCUUCACACAGACUGCAGACAGAACCCGUGAAGGCAAGCAGGGGAAGGAAAACAGAUGCAAAAAAGUAAUGCUAAAGUAACAACGUUCACGUUUAUACAAUAAGCUAGAGUUCCCCGGCAACGACGCCAAAACUUGACUCGCUAAGACACAACACCAAACUGCGACCAAGUGUAAUCGUAGAAUGGAAACGCGAUAUAGUGGGAUCAAGUUAUAAAAGUCAACCCAGAGCCUAGAUGUACUUCCUACAUCGUGAUUAUCUAUUAUCUAUCGGGGAAAUCGAGUGAGAAUGAGUUGAAACUAAAGCAGAAAGAAAGCAGUAAAUGGUACGGUUUUCUGAAGCAAAAGAAGAGUCACUCGGGAAUGAGUCUCCCAAGCUCCAUAGUUAGGUUCAAGUUGUAAUUACCUUUGGUUGAUACACUGUUGAUUAGACUGCAGAAGAUCCGAAAAUAGCUUGGAAUCUCUUAAGCUGACCAAGCCCUCUUAGACAGACUAUUCGGCACGUGACUAGCCUUCACCGGGAUAGAAUGCUAAGACGAUUCACACAAAUCUCCACUACUGGAAACGAACUCCAAUACAAAGAAGUAAAUUGACUGACUCUCGUACAAUCAAUUCACUCCUAUCGGUUAAAGAAGCUAUAACAACCUCAUUAGAUUCUAUCUAUCAUAGGUUGAAGCAGAAAUCAAGAGAAGUUGAUCAGGAUUCAGUUGACUCAAUAAACACACUUCAAUCUAUUAAAAUCAAUCAGUAUAUCAUCCAAAAAGUCAGUGCAGUCAAAAUCGCGCAUUAAAAUGUAAAAACUUAAGUUUUUAUGUAUCCAGGCCACCAAAACGUUUCAGUUUCUACCUAAAGUCGAUUAGUCACAAAAAAUGGUAAAAAUAUGGAUAAAAUCGGUGAAAUCGCGAUUAUGAAGCGUUUUUAUAUGAUUUUGAUCAUCUCAUAAAAAAUGUGCUAAUUGGCCCAAAAUGAUGUAAUUUUGGAGACAUAUCAGCAAAAAAUAAAAAAAGGAAAACAUGAUUCAUCACUCGUUCUACAACUAGUGCUAAUUGAAAAGACACCUAAUGGUAUUCUCAAUAGCCGCUGACCUUCUAUCAGUCUUCUCCCUUAAUCUUCACCUGUGGCUUAUACCAAGGUUACGAUAAAAUUUUAUGGGUAAU
Messenger RNA from Linum trigynum, 2135 nucleotides. Lineage: Eukaryota; Viridiplantae; Streptophyta; Magnoliopsida; Malpighiales; Linaceae. The record is from the annotation of a GenBank genome assembly.